GAGAGAGAGAGAGAGAUGUGAAAGCAGCAACACAUCGGUGAGAACAGGACGUGGCCCGGGGACCCGCCGGAAGCAGCAGCAGCAGCUGGACGCGGCCCCUAAAAUAACACCGGCAGCUCGAGCGACACCGAGGCGGCCAGAGGGGCGGAGAGGAGGAGGAGGAGGAGGAGGAGGAGGCGCCACCUGCACCGCGACUCGCUUCUCUCCCUCCCUCUCCUCGGCUGUCAUCACCCCUCGCUCCUCUCGGACCGCCGCCGCCGCUCCCUCGUCUAAGAUGGCUGACCCCGGCAGCGACGGAGAGGCGCCGGAGAGCGCGCGCGGCUUCGCCCGCCAGGGCGCCCUCCGCCAGAAGAACGUGCACGAGGUGAAGAACCACAAGUUCAUCGCGCGCUUCUUCAAGCAGCCCACCUUCUGCAGCCACUGCACGGACUUCAUCUGGGGCUUCGGGAAACAGGGAUUCCAGUGCCAAGUGUGCUGUUUUGUUGUCCAUAAGCGCUGUCAUGAGUUUGUCACCUUUUCUUGUCCGGGGGCCGACAAGGGACCCGCCUCAGACGAUCCUCGUAGUAAACACAAGUUUAAGGUCCACACCUACUCCAGCCCCACCUUCUGUGACCACUGUGGCUCCCUCCUCUAUGGGCUGCUACACCAGGGGAUGAAAUGUGACCACUGUAUGAUGAACAUCCACAAGCGGUGUGUGGCCAACGUCCCGAGCUUGUGUGGGACAGAUCACACCGAGACGAGGGGACGCAUCCAAAUCUCUGCCAAGAUCGUUGAGGACACGCUCACCGUCAUCAUCAAAGAGGCCAGGAACCUGGUGCCCAUGGACCCCAACGGCCUGUCAGACCCUUACGUCAAACUCAAACUGAUCCCAGACCCCAAGAGUGAGAGCAAGCAGAAGACCAAGACCAUCAAAUGUUGCCUCAACCCCACCUGGAACGAGACGUUCACUUUCAACCUAAAAGAAAGUGACAAGGACCGCCGUCUGUCGGUGGAGGUCUGGGACUGGGAUUUGACCAGCAGGAACGAUUUCAUGGGAUCCCUGUCCUUUGGGAUCUCAGAACUACAGAAACAAGCGGUAGAUGGAUGGUUUAAGCUGCUGUCCCAGGAGGAAGGAGAAUACUUUAAUGUUCCUGUCCAGCCAGAUGGAGAGGAUGGUAACGAGGAGCUACGACAAAAGUUUGAGAGGGCAAGGGUGGGUCCAGGGAAGGCCGCAGACGCUUCCUCCUCCUCCUCGAUGUACAAGUAUGACAGCAAUGGCAAUCAGGACCGCGUCAAGCUCUCGGACUUCAACUUCAUCAUGGUUCUGGGAAAAGGCAGCUUCGGCAAGGUGAUGUUGGCUGAAAGGAAAGGUACGGACGAGUUGUACGCCAUCAAGAUCCUAAAGAAGGAUGUGGUGAUCCAGGACGAUGACGUGGAGUGCACCAUGGUGGAGAAGAGAGUCCUCGCUCUGGCGGGGAAACCGCCUUUCCUCACCCAGCUGCACUCUUGUUUCCAAACCAUGGACCGACUGUAUUUUGUGAUGGAGUAUAUAAACGGAGGAGACCUCAUGUACCAGAUCCAGCAAGUUGGCAAGUUCAAGGAGCCUCAUGCUGUGUUUUACGCUGCCGAGAUUGCCAUUGGACUCUUCUUCCUUCACUCCAAGGGCAUUGUGUAUCGGGAUCUGAAGCUGGACAAUGUGAUGCUGGACUCUGAAGGCCAUAUAAAGAUCGCCGACUUUGGCAUGUGCAAAGAGAACAUGUUGGACGGAGUCACCACAAAGACUUUUUGUGGAACACCAGACUACAUUGCUCCAGAGAUCAUAGCCUAUCAGCCUUAUGGGAAGUCUGUGGACUGGUGGGCCUUUGGAGUUCUGCUGUAUGAAAUGCUUGCUGGACAGCCGCCUUUUGACGGGGAGGAUGAAGACGAGUUGUUCCAGUCGAUCAUGGAGCAUCAUGUCUCUUACCCUAAAUCCAUGUCCAAAGAAGCUGUUGCCAUCUGCAAGGGGCUGAUGACCAAACACCCAGGUAAGCGUCUUGGCUGCGGUCCAGAGGGGGAGAGAGACAUCAAGGAGCACGCCUUCUUCCGUUAUAUAGACUGGGAAAAACUGGAGAAUAAAGAAGUCCAGCCACCUUUUAAACCUAAAUCUUGUGGGCGUGAUGCAGAGAACUUUGAUCGCUUUUUCACGCGCCACCCCCCAGAGCUGACCCCCCCAGAUCAGGAGCUAAUAGCCAACCUGGACCAGGAAGAAUUCCAAGGCUUCUCAUUUGUUAACCCUGAGUACACGCACACACCCCACUGACCACGCCACAUAUCACUGAGCUGCACUAGUAAUCCCCUACACGUCAGAGAAACACGCACACAAUUAUACACACAUUAUUUUUUAAAAUGCGGGGAGGAAAAAAAAAAUCACCAUGAUUUCAUAUCCAGACUGCAUUCAGCAGGGUGAAACGGUAAGAAAUAGUCGAGGCAUUUUGUGAAAAAGACUUUAUUUGCUUUCUUCGCCAAAGUGAGAUGAGUAGGUUGAUGUAGGUUUAGCUGAGUUCAGCACAAAGCUUGAAAGCCACGGGAAAAAAACUUCUCUUUUAUUUGUUCUGGACAUAAAUGUUGGAUGUAAUGUUUAGCAGAACAUCUAGAUUUAUUUUGCUACAUAAGGUUUGAUAAAGAACAGGUGGAUGACCUGUCUCACUGUCACAAGGAGGCAUCUUAAAUCCCAGAAUGAAAUCAAAUAAUCUCUUCAAAAUGCCAAACUAUUCCUUAGAAUAAUGUUUCAGAUGGAGACGCUGACAGGUGCUCAAACGCUAACAAUCAGGAGAUAUAAUCAGAUGCUAUGUGUGUGUGUGUGUGUGUGUGUCAAGUUGCCAGUAGGAGAAUAGUCUUGUUUUGGUGACACUGUUCUCAUUUUUACUGUGGUUUAACAUGUCAUGCUACACUGCAGCUCUCACAUCGGCUCUGGCUGUGUAUCUGUCUUUAGUGCAGGAAUGUUGCUCACCCCUGAAUGCUGCCCGGCCGCUCAGACCAGCAGUUUCAUGUCGGAGUCCGACCUCAGGGCCGACCUGAACCUGCCCCGUCUGUGUCACCCACCCUGUAACUGCAUAUUGACUAUGACGACCUAUCGGUAAUAUUGAUGAGUGUACUAUGACCACAUAUUGGUAAUAUGUAAGUGAAAACUGACCAGUUGCUUUGCUCUUAUUGUUAUUGUUAUUAUUUAGAACUUAUCAGUUUCCAAAUGUUGAUUUUUUUUCUUUUGUCUUUUGGACCAAAUACUCCCAUCACUUUUUCCCCCAUUUUUAUACAAUCAGUGUUGUGGUGAGCUUAUCAGAAUAUUCUUGCCGAUUUCAUUUUUAACCUGUCAAGAGGAUGGACGUCUUUGAACAUGCAAGAGUUGUAAGACCGUGUCGAGUUAGAGAUAAUUGACUGAGAGCUCAUUACUUUUCUGCUGACCCAUUACCAAAAAAACCCACCACAUCACACUGUUUUUAACGACAGGCCGCAUAUCUCACAACCAUGUCUGGAGAAUCUCACAUAUGACGACGCCCUGUACAGUAUCGCAAAGCUGAUGGUUUGUGGACUUACAGAAACAGGAUGUCCAAAAGUGCCAAAAAUAGGGUUCAGAAUCAUGGUGGUUAUAAAAUGCUGCCCUCACCGACUGUGGCGAAGGGCAGCCAUGUUGUGCCAUUUUGCCGUACAUGUAUGAUUAUUAGAAUAUGCAUUAUAGCUCAUCUGUUCUCAAACAAUACAGUGAACUUGGAAAAUCGUUCUUCAUAUAUGAAAUGAAUUGUCUCCGACGACAAGUGUUUCAUGGUGAGUCAGGUUGUUUUUUCUUUUUGUAACUGUGAAAUGAUGCAAGGUAGUGAUGUGUCAAAUCUUCUUGUUCUUUGAGCUUGUAUCAAAAAGGGAGGCGGCAGCAUGUCGACGUCGAAGGUUUGUUUCUGUUGUACAAAGAUGCUCGCUGAUUUAAAAAAAAGAAAAAAGACGAGGAUUCUGCCAGAGGAAAACAGUGAGCACUUAUUGUGAUGAUAACAAGUGAUGAAUCAAUGACGGUAUGAUGAGAGAGGAUAACAGAGAAAAAAAUAAAUGUAUAUAAAGGUCUAUAUCGGAGAUAUAUUUGGAUCAAUUGUUCCGGAUGAGAGAGCGACGCUUCUGUGGAUUGUGUAAUUGUCCUGUAUGACUGGAAACUGAUAAUAUACUCACUGGUGCCUACCAGACUACUUG
Messenger RNA from Scophthalmus maximus (turbot), 4191 nucleotides. RefSeq names its product protein kinase C beta type. NCBI's taxonomy places the organism in Eukaryota, Metazoa, Chordata, Actinopteri, Pleuronectiformes, Scophthalmidae. The record is from RefSeq and is a predicted model, not a curated record. Gene Ontology annotation, biological process: protein phosphorylation. Bases 275 to 2278 code for a protein of 667 amino acids. Gene Ontology annotation, molecular function: diacylglycerol-dependent serine/threonine kinase activity; zinc ion binding; ATP binding. The transcript is spliced from 17 exons.